AUGGCGCCGGCGGCAGAGGGAAGGAGGAGAGCGAAGCGGGUGACCGACCCGCUGGACGACCGAGUCAAGGCCCAGCUGAGGGGCGACGAGUACCGGCUGGGAGGGUACGUCAGUAGCGGCAGCGAGCACGAGGGCGCCGGCGAGCUCUCCGGCUUCAUCGAUGGGAUCUUCUUCUCCGACGAGGAGGAGGAGGACGCUGCCGCCGGUGGAGUAGGAAGCGGGGAAGGAGGAGACGAGAAGGUGGGGUCGGAUGCUGAGGAGGGUUGGCCGCAGUUGUCUGCUGGGUCUACGGCGGCGAUAGUGCGGGACCUGCUGAAGCCGGCGGUGGCCGGGGACCCGUUCCGGCGGGAGCUGGCGGCGCAGGUAGCGGAGUUGGUGGAGAGGCUGGCGCCGCUGCGGCCGAACCGGGCGGCGUUCCGGAGGGCGCUGAUGGGUUCCCUCAGGGAAUCGGGAUACGAUGCCGGGAUCUGCAAGGCCCGUUGGGAGAGCCGUGGCGGCGCCUCCGCGGGGAACUACGAGUACAUCGACGUCCUCAGGCCGUCAUCGUCGACGACGCCACAGAGGUACCUGGUGGACGUGGAGUUCGCCGGUGAGUUCGAGAUCGCGCGACCCUCGCCGGAGUACGAGCGGGUGGCGGCGCAGCUGCCACGGGUUUACGUGGGACGGCCGGAGGAGAUGAAGCGGCUGCUCAGGCUACUGGCCGACGCGGCGAAGCGAUCGCUGCAGUCGCGGGAGAUGCACAUCCCGCCAUGGCGGAAGGGGCGGUACAUGCAGGCCAAAUGGCUGGGCGCCUACCGCCGGACCACGAACCUUACGCCGGCGGGAUCGACGGCGGCGCCAGCGUCUCAUCCGUCCUUCACGGCGGGGCGGGACGUGAAAUGCCGGCUCGUAGGGUUCGACGCGGCGCCGCGUCUUGCAGUCCUGCCGGCGGCCACCAGGGCGAGAUGA
Molecule: messenger RNA, 948 nt
Organism: Spirodela intermedia
Lineage: Eukaryota; Viridiplantae; Streptophyta; Magnoliopsida; Alismatales; Araceae
Source: the annotation of a GenBank genome assembly